CCGCUCACUGGGACGUUAAUAAGGGCGCCGCUCCAGAGAUGAACAGGCGCUGCCAUCACAGGACCUCCCCACUUGAUGCCAAGCAGCGCCAGGAGCACCAAAGGAGUCAUGCCUGCACCAAGGAAAGCAGGACGAAAAAACAGUGCAGCAGCUGCAGAAGAAAGACCACCGUAUGAGCCAAACAUCCCCGAACCAACCACCAGGGCUGAACUCAUGAAAUACUGGGUCUCCCUGUGCCUGGACGACAAAACUGCACAGAAACUUUUAUGGAUUUCAGAGGGCGGGUCCAAAGUGGCGCGCACGUCCGACGCAGUGUGUCCGUAUCCCACCAGGCCCGAGAGAUAUGAGCACUCGCCGCAGGUGCUGUGCAAGGAGGGCCUGCUGGGGCACCGAGGGUACUGGGAGGUGGACUUUGACGGCUGGGUGGUGAUCGGGGCCGUCUGUGAGAGCGCGCCUCGCAAAGGCCUGGACGGCCCCAGCGGCCUCGGGGAGAACAGCGGAUCCUGGGGCGUCGGCUGGUCAGGCUCCUGCUACCAAGUCUGGCACAAUGGCGACAACGUGGACGUCCAGCUGCCCCUGUGCACCACCAUGGGCCUCUACGUCGACCAGCCUGCCGGCAUCAUCAAGUUCCUCUCGGUGGAGGGAGAGGGCGAGGGCGAGAAGGAGGUGCGGCUGAUUCACAGGUUCAACGCCGACAUACAGGAGAAGGUCUUCCCCGGAUUCUGGAUUGGCACUAAUUCCCACUGCCUUCUGCGGAAAAAGGAUCAGUGACACAGCGGCGGGGUUUGUAGGUCAAGUAGUGUAAAUUCAAGAAGGUGUCAGGAUGGAAAGUGAACACUUGUGAUGUCUGGGCAGCAAGUGUUGGGGUUGUCGAGCAGAACUGAAGCACGGUGUGACAUCUUCGUAGAGUGCAUUCGCUUUUUCUGUGGUGCAUGACGAAAGCUCAUGGGUCUCACCCGCAGACGUCUUAUUUUAUCCUCUGUUGUCUAUGUGUGCGUCUAUUUAAUACGCUCUGAAAUAGGCCGUGUCGUGUCUCGCUCGCUGUGCGCUGCUUCUUUUUAUGCACUAAAGGUAGUCAAUAAAUUCAACUAUUGUGUAAUAA
Molecule: messenger RNA, 1102 nt
Organism: Betta splendens (Siamese fighting fish)
Lineage: Eukaryota; Metazoa; Chordata; Actinopteri; Anabantiformes; Osphronemidae
Exons: 5
Coding region: 76-771 (231 amino acids)
Molecular function (GO): protein binding
Source: RefSeq, a predicted model, not a curated record